UGGGAAGGAGGGUUAUUUUGUCACUCCGUUUGUUUUUUUUUCUUUGUAGUGUUCCAAAUGCCUUAGGAAUCUCUUUUUAAUUAGUUAUUAAUGGCAUUUAUAAUGGCAACGAUAUCAAAGCUAAUAGAAGCAUUUUUUAAAAGAAAAGUUUCAUCUGGUUUCUUUCAUGGCUUCCUUCUCAUCUCUUAUCACACCCAUUUCCCAAAACCCAAAAAUACUCUUAACAAACUCCAAUCAUUCGAACUGUUCUAAGGCGAUUCCGCAUGGUUUCCCCUCUUUGGGAUUUGGGUUUGGGGUUUCUCAACAUGGGAGGUCGUUUAAACAGAUGAGGAGGAUUGUUACAAGUUCCAUUAAUCAAAAUGAAGCUUUGGUUGGUAAUUCAAGCAUUCAAACAUUUGAUAUCCCAGUUCUGACUAGCUCAGAUGCAAUUGAAAGGUUGAAAGCCAACCGGGAAAACCAUAAAGGGAAGCAACAAUUCUUGGCCAUGUACUCCAGCAUUUUUGGUGGAAUAACAACAGAUCCUGCGGCUAUGGUCAUCCCUAUUGAUGAUCACAUGGUCCACAGAGGGCAUGGUGUUUUUGACACUGCUGCCAUAAUGGAGGGAUAUCUGUAUGAGUUGGAUCAACAUGUUAACCGUAUAAUAAGAUCAGCAGGUAUGGCCAAAAUCACCCCUGCAUUUGAUAAGGAAACAUUAAGAAGAAUACUCAUACAGACAGCUAGUGCCUCAAAGUGCAGAAAUGGAUCUUUAAAAUAUUGGCUCUCAGUUGGACCUGGCGAUUUUCAGUUGUCUCCAUCUGGUUGCAACCAACCAACAUUUUAUGCUGUUGUGUUUCAAGAUGAAUCCCCUUCUUCUUAUUCAAAGGGAAUUAAGGUAAUAACAUCUUCAAUUCCAAUAAAGCCUCCACAAUUCGCAACAACAAAGAGCGUAAACUACCUCCCGAAUGUUCUUUCGAAGAUGGAGGCUGAAGAACAAGGUGCAUUCGCGGGGAUUUGGUUGGACAACGAAGGGUUCGUUGCUGAAGGUCCCAAUAUGAAUGUUGCUUUUGUCACUAAACAGAAUGAACUUUUAAUGCCUAAUUUCGAUAAAAUUCUAAGUGGUUGCACUGCUAAUAGAAUUUUGACUCUUGCUGAACGGCUAGUUAGUGAGGGAAAGCUUCGGGGAGUAAGAGUAGGCAAUGUAAGUGUAGAAGAGGGGAAGAAGAAUUCAACUGAAAUGAUGCUUAUUGGCAGUGGAAUACUUGUUCUGCCUGUGAUACAAUGGGAUGAUCAGAUCAUUGGUAAUGGUGCAGAAGGUUCAAUUGCUCAGGCUCUCUUGAAUCUUAUCAUCGAGGACAUGAAAUCCGGGCCUCCAUCUGUUCGUGUGCCAAUUCCUUACUGAGUCAUCUUCGAUCUUCCGUUCUAUUUCUGCACAAAAUGUUUUACUUGAAGCAGUUGAGCUCUAUCACAAAAGCCUUGGACCUGUUAUGUAAAUUAUGCCGUUUGUUCUUUGUUAUCACAUAAUUGCUCAUUCUCUCUCAAUGGAAUGAAAUUUUACAACAUGGUGUAAUUGCUCAUUCUCUCUCUCUCAAUCACAGUUGUUGUAAAAUGGAUUCAUCAAUUGCUGUUCUAAGUCAAACUAAUCUUUUUAAGCCAAGAUUACAAAAGCUAUAAUAUAUAGUGAAAUUGUGGCA
Cannabis sativa is the source of this 1670-nucleotide messenger RNA. RefSeq names its product D-amino-acid transaminase, chloroplastic. The record is from RefSeq and is a predicted model, not a curated record. Gene Ontology annotation, molecular function: catalytic activity. Gene Ontology annotation, biological process: carboxylic acid metabolic process. Bases 167 to 1378 code for a protein of 403 amino acids. NCBI's taxonomy places the organism in Eukaryota, Viridiplantae, Streptophyta, Magnoliopsida, Rosales, Cannabaceae. The transcript has 5 exons.